UUAUCUUACCUUGAAGGCAUCACUGAGAUAAGUCUUAUUGAUACGGUGAGCAGAGCAAGCUCACUCUAAAGGAGAAUACACAUUUGGGGUAGCCAUUUGGGCUAGCCUCUUGACUUUUUGGCCACCAUGUGGGAGUUCCGUUCCAUGUCGUUCUGGCGGGCAGUGUUCGCUGAGUUCUAUGGCACCAUGUUCUUUGUGUUCUUCGGUCUGGGGGCGGCUCUGCGCUGGACCACCGGGUCCCACAACGUUCUCCACGUGGCUUUCUGCUUCGGCCUGGCCGCUGCCACCCUCAUCCAGUCCAUCGGUCACAUCAGUGGUGGACACAUCAACCCGGCUGUCACCUUUGCCUACUUGAUUGGCUCCCAGAUGUCCCUGUUCCGCGCUGUCUUCUACAUCGUGGCCCAGUGUCUGGGGGCGCUGGCUGGGGCCGCUGUGCUCUACUCGGUCACCCCCAACAACAUGAGGGGCAACCUGGCACUCAACAUGCUGCAGCCAGGUAUCAGCCUGGGCAUGGCCACCACCGUGGAGCUGUUCCUCACCCUGCAGCUGGUUGUCUGCAUCUUCGCUGUGACCGACGAGAGGCGUAACGGACGCCUGGGCUCUGCCGCCCUGGCCAUCGGCUUCUCUGUCCUCAUAGGACAUCUGUUGGGGAUGUACUAUACUGGUACUGGAAUGAACCCUGCCAGGUCCUUCGCCCCCGCUGUGCUGGUCAGAAAAUUUGUCAACCACUGGGUGUACUGGGUGGGUCCGAUGAUUGGCGGUGCUAUGGGAGCUAUUAUCUAUGAUUUCAUGCUGUUCCCCCGCAUGCGCAGUCUCUCUGAGAGGAUGGCCAUCCUGAAGGGUACCAGGCCCCCAGAGGCUGAGAGCCAGCAAGACGCCAGAGGAGAGCCCAUCGAGCUCAAGACUCAGGCCCUAUAAGCCUGGUGAAGAAGGUUGGCUUUCUGAACUCCAUAUUCCCCUAUUCUGUACACAAACCUCCUCCGAACCCUCAACCCUACCCAACACACAUUUCUCUUCCUCUCUAACCCACACACCCACAUAGUACACACAGACCAUCACGACAACUCCACCUUACUCACCCUCCUCAUCCUUACUCUGCUGAUCCAGAAACAGUACAUGCUGAAUUACUGGGCAGCCAAAGCUCUAACCCUCCUCCAAACUGUGAACUAUGACCCCCUCCCCCCCUUGGACUGCAGGACAAAGAUGGAGGGUAAGAAGAGGACUUAGUGGCCACUGAAGAAGGCACCCUGCUGCGGCCUGUUGUGUAGGGAGUGGGUCAGUCCUGGCUGACCAGGUGGCUGUAACUGCUCAGGACAGGGGCAUCUCUUCUUUUCUAUCUAUAUUUUGUAGUCUGCUAGGAGUGUAGCUACAGUAGAGCAGUGAACUUCAUGCUUUUUCCAUUUUUUUAUGAAACUUCUGGUACCUGAUGUGUAUGUUAUUAUUAUGCCCUUGAAGAAUUUCUAGGGAUUCUUUUCAACUCUAGUUAUAUUUUCAAGUCAUGCGUUGUGUUGUUUGUGCGUGUUUUAGGAGACCAUUUUUAUUUUUUUCAUUAACAAUUCCUUUGUUCGUCAUCAUGCUGUUUUACAGUACGUAGUUUACCUUUAUUUAACUAGGCAAGUCAGUUAAGAACAAAUUCUUAUUUACAAUGACAGCCUACGGGGGAACAGUGGGUUGACUGUUCAGUGACAGAACAACAAAUUUGUACCUUGUUCGACUGCAGCCUAUUCUAAGGGAAAGAAGCAUCUUUUGUCCCCCUCUUCCUUCAAUGAAAGUUCUGAUUCAUUACUAGCAACAUAUUUAGAGUGCUCCCCUUUUGUCCAAAAGCCCUUCCAUUUUUAGCUGUCUUUUUAAAAAUUGUUCUGUCUAAUUGUAGACUGUCUCUUCUAGGGGAGCACAAACAGUCAGAUUUAUAUGAAAAUUAACACACAUAAAAACUCAAUCUCCAUUUCUAUUUAAACACAUUAUCUUGACAUUGUAUAUUAUUUUUCAUUUAGUAUUACAAAUUUCCACUUCUUUGACUUGAUGUCUCUCGUCAACUUUGACUUUUUACAGCCAUGAUAAGUGCCUGAAGACAUAAAAGGGUUUCUACUGUAUGCAGUUAAGUACCAGUAUUAUCUGUGCCAGACUGUUAUGUUUUACUCUGUUUCUGGAAUGCUGGGUUUUUUUUUUUCAUUAAAGAUUUUGCUGUUACAGCGGUUUCAUGUACAGGCGUGUGAUAGCUGGAUUGGCUUUUAUUUUGUGUCAUUUU
Oncorhynchus masou masou (cherry salmon) is the source of this 2248-nucleotide messenger RNA. Its product is annotated as lens fiber major intrinsic protein-like. Gene Ontology annotation, molecular function: water channel activity. The transcript is spliced from 4 exons. NCBI's taxonomy places the organism in Eukaryota, Metazoa, Chordata, Actinopteri, Salmoniformes, Salmonidae. Gene Ontology annotation, biological process: water transport; transmembrane transport. Bases 127 to 918 code for a protein of 263 amino acids. Gene Ontology annotation, cellular component: plasma membrane. The record is from RefSeq and is a predicted model, not a curated record.